Messenger RNA from Taeniopygia guttata (zebra finch), 2397 nucleotides. The record is from RefSeq and is a predicted model, not a curated record. NCBI's taxonomy places the organism in Eukaryota, Metazoa, Chordata, Aves, Passeriformes, Estrildidae.
CGCGUGCGCGGCGCGGGGCCGCCGGCCGGAUCUCUCGCGAGGAAGGACGCCAUUAUCGCAGCCGCCGCACAAAACACCACGAGAACUCGGCGCCCGCCUCACACGGAGUGCAUGCCGGGCCAGCUCUGCCCUGGGGAGCUGCAGUGGUACCUGAGGGGUUUUGCUGCUGGUUCUGAAUGAUGUCAGAGCAGGAUUUGGCAGAUGUGGUUCAGAUUGCUGUUGAGGACCUGACUCCUGAUAAUCCAGUUGUGUUGGAGAACCAUGAGGUGGCAGAUGAUGAUGUGGAACCUGCCCUGAAGCGUCAGAGGAUAGAAAUCAACUGCCAGGAUCCCUCUAUUAAGUCGUUCCUGUACUCCAUCAACCAGACCAUAUGCCUGAGGCUGGACAGCAUCGAGGCCAAGCUGCUGGCCCUGGAGGCCACCUGCAAAUCCCUGGAGGAGAAGCUGGACCUGGUCAUGAACAAGCAGCACAGCCCCAUCCAGGUGCCCAUGGUGGCCGGGUCCCCGCUGGGCGCCACCCAGACCUGCAAUAAAGUCCGAUGUGUUGUCCCUCAGACCACAGUGAUCCUCAACAACGACCGGCAGAACUCCAUCGUGGCCAAGAUGGUGGGGCAGGAGGAGCCGCUGAGCAGAGCUGCAGAUUCCCUGGAGAACAUCCUCAGCAACGCGGUGCCGGGCCGCCGGCAGAACACCAUCGUGGUGAAGGUGCCCGGGCACGACGACAGCCACAACGAGGACGGCGAGAGCGGCUCCGAGGCCAGCGACUCCGUGUCCAACAGCGGCCAGGUGGGCAGCCAGAGCAUCGGCAACAACGUCACCCUCAUCACCCUCAACUCCGAAGAGGAUUACCCCAACGGGACGUGGCUGGGCGACGAGAACAACCCCGAGAUGCGGGUGCGCUGCCCCAUCACGCCCGCGGACAUGCUGCACAUCAGCACCAACUGCCGCACGGCCGAGAAGAUGGCCCUGACCCUGCUGGACUACCUCUUCCACAGGGAGAUCCAGGCCAUCUCCAACCUCUCGGGCCAGGGCAAGCACGGCAAGAAGCAGCUGGAUCCUCUCAUGAUCUACGGGAUUCGCUGCCACCUGUUUUACAAAUUUGGCAUCACAGAGUCAGACUGGUACCGCAUCAAGCAGAGCAUCGACUCCAAGUGCAGGACAGCCUGGAGAAGGAAGCAGCGAGGGCAGAGCCUGGCUGUGAAAAGCUUCUCCAGGAGAACCCCCUCAUCCUCCUCCUACAGUGGUUCAGAGGGAUCCCAGAACUCGGUGUCAGCCUCCAGUGAGAUGCAGCAGAACCAGCCCCAGGCCCUGCACUACGCCCUGGCCAACGCUCAGCAGGUCCAGAUCCACCAGAUUGGAGAGGAUGGACAAGUCCAAGUAAUCCCACAGGGCCAUCUCCACAUAGCCCAGGUGCCCCAGGGAGAGCAGGUGCAGAUCACGCAGGACAGCGAGGGAAACCUGCAGAUCCACCAAGUGCACGUGGGUCAGGACGGGCAGGUGCUGCAGGGGGCUCAGCUGAUCGCCGUGGCCUCAGCCGAGCCCGCGGCCGGCGGCGUGGACGGCUCCCCGCUGCAGGGCAGCGACAUCCAGGUGCAGUACGUGCAGCUGACCCCCGUGCCAGACCACGCUGCCACCAGCCAGGGCACCGAUUCCCUUCAAUCAGCAAUCCAGCCAGAAAUGCAGAUAGAACACGGAGCCAUCCAAAUCCAGUGAGAGGACUGAGGAAUGUUGGGGAGCUGGCAGUGAACUCCAGCCACAGGUGGAGUGGCAAGGGCUGGAAAAACCUCCCAGACCUCAGAACCUCCAGCCAUGCCCUGCCCUGCCACACCUGGGAUAAUUCCAGCUUCAAUCAGAGCUGCAUCGACACCAAUCCAAGUUCUGGCCUUCAAAAAAAAUUAAAAAAAAAACAUGGGCUGCACUUAAAUCCACUCAGAGAGGACAAAACAAAUCUUUCAUGGGGAGAGGAAGAACUCUCCUGCAUCCAAACUGUGAGACUCCAUCCCUGCCCGUCCCGUUGGUCCCUCCUGUGAAAAUGGAAUGUCUACAGAUGUUUGGGGUAUUGCUGCCCUGCAGUACCUGCUUUGCCACGUAGAGGAAGUUCCAGAGCUCAGAUAUUUUUCACUGUUGGAACAGCCUUUUUUUUUUUUUUUUUAUUUGCUAUGGUGUUUAUAACAAAAACAAACAAACAAAAAAAGGAAAAUAUUUAAAAAAAGGAAAAAUCCCUUGACAGCAAGUCUUGGCCUUUUGCUGGUGUUUUCUGUUCAGUGUCAUGAAAACUGUAUUUGCAGAAGACUAACACUUUUGUUUGUACUGUUGCUUAACUACUUUUCUAGGGGAAAAUGCUUUAAAAAUGCUGUAAUUACGCAUUUCUAAUGAAAAAUAAAUGUGUAUUUAUGAA